CCCGUCUGUUCUGCAACUCUCUUGACCACUGAAGACCAGAACAUCGGUGCGAAUGCGAAUGCACUCCAAGACUCCUCUGAUGGUGUCGUGAUUGAAUCGGGGGGCAGGCGGGCUAGCCACAGAGUCGCGUCGAUAGACGAACCCGUUGCUGUACCUCUUACGCCCAACCAGCAUGCCACCCAGACAGGGAAGAUGAACUCUGUGGUUGGUAGCACCCCUGGCAGGACUGUAGGACUCCGAUCGAUGCUUCCACCGUCAGCCACGAUGCUCAUGCCUGGCUCAUUUGUGGUUGUGCAUCCCUCUGCUGGAACCGCCGCCAGUGCUUCAUCCCCCAUGGCAACUGCGUCAGUGACGUCGAUGGCAAGUGCCUCGCCUGCUAGCGCAUCCGUUGGCCAGACGGUCUUAUCGUUAGCCGAGCUAACGACACCUCAUUCGAUUGUGUGGCCGCAGGGUUUGCUCAAAGCCGAUGCUAGUUCGUCCGAGACCUCUAUGCGAUGGACCAAAGUGAGACCUUAA
Molecule: messenger RNA, 516 nt
Organism: Protopolystoma xenopodis
Lineage: Eukaryota; Metazoa; Platyhelminthes; Monogenea; Polystomatidea; Polystomatidae
Source: the annotation of a GenBank genome assembly